GAGACCUGAGUUGCGAGUGGCCAAAAGAAAAAAGAAAAAAAACGGCUGAAUCUUAACGGAUAUCCAAAGCUCGUAGACCACAAAAGGGGAUAAUGAACUGGAAAAUGUAGACUCGGAGAAUUUUAAAAUAAAAAAAAUAAAAAAUAAAAAGUUUUAGAAACUCCAACAAUGGAGAACGUAAUAAUUCCCUGCAACUUAAAGCCUCCUCCAGUACUGCCUAUAAUUCCCACUAAAGCUGGUAUUAUUCAGCCAUCUGAAUUCUCAACGACCAUCUCUUUCGACUCCCAUUUGGAUAAGCUCUGCAGAGACGGACGCCUCAGCGACGCCGUUGCGGCUCUCGACGCCAUUGCCGAACGUGGGUCGAAGGUAAAACUAAAACCCAGAACUUAUAUGAAUUUACUUCAGUCUUGUAUCGAUACGAAUUCUAUUGAGUUGGGUCGGAAGCUCCAUGCUCGGAUGAUGGGAUUGGUCCAGUACGUUAAUCCGUUUGUUGAGACUAAGUUGGUAAGUAUGUACGCGAAAUGUGGCUGCUUGCACGACGCACGCCGGGUGUUUGAUGGAAUGCGUGAGAGAAACUUGUUCACUUGGUCGGCCAUGAUCGGUGCGUGCUCUAGAGAGCAGAGGUGGAAGGAAGUUUUAAAGCUUUUUUACUUGAUGAUGGGAGAUGGUAUUCUUCCCGAUAAAUUUCUGUUGCCUAAGAUCCUCGAGGCUUGUGGGAACUGCGCGGAUUUCAAGACAGCCAAGGUGAUACAUUCGAUGGUGGUUCGGUGCGGUUUUUGUGGUUCUAUUCGCGUCAUCAAUUCGAUUUUGGCUGUGUAUGCGAAAUGUGGGAAACUGAAUUGGGCAAGGAGGUUUUUUGAGAGUAUGGAUAAGAGGGACUUGGUCAGUUGGAAUGCGAUUAUAUCCGGGUUUUGCCAGAAUGGUCGGAUGGAAGAAGCUACUAGAUUGUUUGAUGCAGUGAGAGAAGAAGGGACUGAACCGGGUUUGGUAACUUGGAACAUAAUGAUUGCUAGUUAUAACCAGUUGGGGCAAACUGAUGUUGCCAUGGGACUGAUGAAGAAGAUGGAAAGUUUAGGGAUAGUUCCUGAUGUGUUUACUUGGACAUCUUUGAUCUCAGGAUUUGCUCAAAAUAACAGGAGAAAUCAGGCAUUGGAUUUGUUCAAGGAGAUGCUUUUGGCUGGAGUGAAACCAAAUGCAGUUACGAUUACAAGCGCAGUUUCAGCCUGUGCGUCUCUAAAAUCACUUGGCAAAGGGCUGGAAAUCCAUGCCUUCUCAAUUAAGAUUGGUCUUAUUGAAGAUGUUUUGGUCGGAAAUUCACUCAUUGACAUGUAUUCCAAGUGUGGGGAAUUGGAAGCUGCUCAAGAGGUGUUUGAUAUGAUCAUAGAGAAAGAUGUUUUCACUUGGAACUCGUUGAUUGGGGGUUAUUGCCAAGCUGGUUACUGUGGUAAGGCUUGUGAACUCUUCAUGAAAAUGCAGGAAUCAGAUGUAGCACCUAAUGUUAUCACAUGGAAUGUGAUGAUCUCGGGGUAUAUACAGAAUGGUGAUGAGGACGAAGCCAUGGAUCUCUUUCGAAGGAUGGAAAAAGAUGGCAAAGUCAAACGAAACACUGCAUCAUGGAACUCUCUCGUUGCCGGUUACCUACAUGUUGGGGAAAAAGACAAGGCACUCGGGAUAUUUCGACAAAUGCAGUCCUACUGUGUUAUUCCCAAUUUGGUUACCAUGUUAAGUGUAUUGCCUACUUGUGCAAAUCUACUUGCAGAAAAAAAGGUAAGAGAGAUUCAUUGUUGCAUACUACGUAGAGUCUUAGACUCUGAACUUCCUGUGGCAAAUUCAUUACUAGACACUUAUGCCAAGGCAGGAAAUAUGACAUAUUCGAGGACUAUAUUUGAUAGAAUGUUAUCAAAAGAUAUCAUCACUUGGAACUCCAUUAUCGCCGGUUAUGUCUUGCAUGGUUUCUCGAAUGCUGCUCUUGAUCUCUUUGAUGACAUGACGAAGUCAGGAUUGAAACCAAAUAGAGGAACUUUUCUAAGUAUUAUUUAUUCAUGCAGUCUUUCUGGUCUAGUGGACAAGGGGAGGCUAGCUUUCUCUAGCAUCACCGAAGAUUAUAACAUUGUUCCUGGUCUAGAACACUAUGCGGCUGUGGUGGAUUUGUAUGGCCGUCCAGGUAGGCUCGGAGAAGCAAUGGAGUUCAUUGAAAAUAUGCCAGUGGAACCAGACUCCUCAGUCUGGGCUGCUUUACUCACAGCGAGUAGGAAUCAUAGAAACAUUGGCUUCACGGUGCGUGCUCUGGAUAAAAUACUCGACUUGGAACCAGGGAAUUACUUGAUUCAGCGCUUAAGAGCGCAGGCGGAUGCUUUAGUUGCGAAAUCUGAGAAUGAUCCGAAAAUGAGAAAGCUUGAAAAAGAGAACGCCACGAAAAGGCAUCUGGGUAGAUGCUGGAUUGAACUGCAAAAUAGAGUCUACACAUUUGUCAACGGUGAUCAAUCUGAACCUUAUCUCUAUCCUUGGAUACAUGACAUAGCAGGAAAAGCGAGUAAAUACGGUUUUCAUGAGGGGCUUUGCAUUGAGGAAGAGGAGAAAGAAGAGGUCGGCCGGGUACACUGUGAAAAGAUUGCGAUUGCUUUUGCACUCAUUGGCUUCCCAAGGAAAGCUCAAUGCAUAAGAAUCGUUAAAAGCCUAAGAAUGUGCGGAAAUUGCCAUGAGACGGCAAAGUACAUCUCUAAGACGUACGGGUGCGAAAUAUAUGUGACAGACUCGAAGUGUCUACAUCGUUUCAGUAACGGGCAUUGUUCUUGCAAGGACUAUUGGUAGAGGUUAGUUAAAAUUCCAAAAUAAUGAAAUUUAUUAUUUUCCUUUGUAAUGAAUGCGAAACGAGUAAAUAUCAUUUUGGCAAAGCAUGGCAUAAGUAAUAAUAAA
Messenger RNA from Morus notabilis, 2916 nucleotides. RefSeq names its product pentatricopeptide repeat-containing protein At1g19720. The coding region runs from base 169 to 2811 and encodes 880 amino acids. Gene Ontology annotation, biological process: RNA modification. Lineage: Eukaryota; Viridiplantae; Streptophyta; Magnoliopsida; Rosales; Moraceae. Gene Ontology annotation, molecular function: RNA binding; protein binding; zinc ion binding. The transcript has a single exon. The record is from RefSeq and is a predicted model, not a curated record.